AUGACAAGAGCAGCUUUAAAUCAUUGGUUUACAAGUUCAAAUCGUCUAUUAUUGGACUUAAGAUCUUUGGAUGUUCAUUGCCGUCGCAGAAUAAUUCCUUCAGCUUGCAUACCUGUAUCAGAUUUGAAUUUGUAUUGGUUUGAAUUGCCACCAAAAUCCAUUCCAUUUGCUGUACUAGAGCCAAGUGAUAAUAAAGGUGUUGCUAACCAAUUACUCAAAGAUCAUGGAUGGAGGAUCAAUUGGGUGUUUAAUGAGGCUGAUGAUGAAAUGAAGAAAUGGUUUUUAUUUCAACCAAAUCCUUUUCUAAUGAAUAAUAUUGAAUUAAUAGAACAAUCAUUAAUUGGUGAAUCAUUUAUGUAUGAUCAACAAAAAAAGGUUUUUAAUUGCUUGGAUGUUGGAUGUGGUAGUGGUAGAGAUAUUUGUUGGCUUGGUGCAAGGAAAUCAUCUGGUGUUGAUUGGUAUGUUACAGGUAUGGAUGUGUUAACAAGUGCACUUGAUCGUGCCAAACUCUUAGCCAAACGAAUGGAUGUACUGCAUAAAAUUCAAACAAUUAAUGCUAAAAUCUUGAAUAAUGGAAAUAUCAAGUUGCUAUUACCAAUAAGGAAGGAUGAAAAUAAAGAAAUUAUUACAAGCGAAAAAGAGCACAAGAAAGAAAGUAAUGAAGAAGAAAUUCUAAAUAAAAGAUAUGAUCUUGUUCUUUGUAUAAGAUUUCUAAAUAGAAAUUUUUUUGAUAGAAUGAUAAAUCUUGUAAAUCCAGGCGGAUUCCUAUUACUAAGUACAUUUGUUGAUGAUAAGAUACAUGUAUAUGAAAGGCCUCAUAGCGAUGAACAUAGGUUGAAAUUGGGCGAACUCUCAGAAAUAGUGAAAAAUAAAUAUCAACACUUUAAUAUAAUCCAAGAUAAAAUUGAAUUUAUUGAAGAUGGUAGACCUGUUAAUUCUUUUCUAGUUAGAAGAAAAAGUGAUGAUAAUAAUGUGUUAUAG
Molecule: messenger RNA, 981 nt
Organism: Entrophospora candida
Lineage: Eukaryota; Fungi; Glomeromycota; Glomeromycetes; Entrophosporales; Entrophosporaceae
Source: the annotation of a GenBank genome assembly